Catharus ustulatus (Swainson's thrush) is the source of this 7055-nucleotide messenger RNA. Its product is annotated as protocadherin beta-16-like. Gene Ontology annotation, molecular function: calcium ion binding. The record is from RefSeq and is a predicted model, not a curated record. Gene Ontology annotation, cellular component: plasma membrane. NCBI's taxonomy places the organism in Eukaryota, Metazoa, Chordata, Aves, Passeriformes, Turdidae. Gene Ontology annotation, biological process: homophilic cell-cell adhesion.
GCUCACUCGAUGGAAGGUUUGUGUAGGACCUUUCACGUUUACCAGGAUUAUUAACGCCAAACCAAAUAUCUCAACAAAUACUAAAGCAGAGCAUUCACGUGCCGAAGACUCCAGGUGGGAAAUAUAUUUCAGAAUUUAUCCUUGCAAUAGCCGGAAGGUGAGAGAGGAUAUUCCUGCUGAGCAGUUCCUGCGCUGGCCGCCCAGUGGCCCUCUUGGCCAGCUCUGGGCGAGCAUUGCUGCUGCGGGGCGGGGCGUGGGGACACCAGCGAGCCCCAGCCCGAUGCUGUCACCGCCUGAGAACCCCGCAGAAAGGCUCCGGUUGCUCCAGAACAUGACCUGAUUGAUAAUCUUCCCAAAUGAUGUGCUGGCAAUCGCUGCAUGGAGACGUGCCUGGAAAAGCCAGGAGCACAAGGCGAGUGUGGAGGAUGGAGACGGCCACGGAGGGCGGUCCCUGCGGGAUUUGGGAGGAUUUCACCGCAGAUCUGGGGUGGUUCAAGGUCGAUUGGUUGGAAAGCACCGAGUUACCACCAGGGAGAAAGAAAUAUUUGCUUUUACCAGUACUGGUAGUGCAGAGGAGGAGGCUGGUUUAGCUCUCGGAAAAUGAUAAAUACCUGUGGUAUUUACAACAUAACCGAGAGCCAGAAGGUUAGGAAUGAUUCUCCCAGCUUUCCUCGCGUUUGCGUCCAGCUGAGAGCUCCACCCCCCACUACUGCAGGAUAGCUGGGAAAUCGGGACGCUGCCUGAUUGCUACGGAGACGAAAUUAAAAGUCCAUCCUGGGAGCUGUCUGGGAAGGAGAGGUCGGGAAUGUUGGUUCGUCUUUGCACUCAGGCAUGGAAAACGCUGUGGCUCAGGGAAAUUUCUGCUCUGCAGGCUCCUCCCGAGCCGCCCCAGCCUCAGGGUUUGCUGGAGGGGAGCGGACAGCGCCUCCAGGGAUGGAGAAGCCUUUAUCCGAGAGCACCACAAAACCGGACACGUCAUCUCUGAGAUUUCAUUCAGCAGAUCUGAAUUCCCAGAUGGAAGACCAGGAAGAAUUUUGGAAAUUGGAAUUGCUUAGGCUUCAAAAGUGCGGGCAGAAUUCUCUUUUAGCACCGCUGUGUUGUGAAACACGGGGCCAUACCAGGAAAAGAACAAGAUAUGUUGCUGUAAUGCUUUUCUAGCAUGAAAUUUUAAAUGACAGAGUGGCAAGAAUUGGUGGGUUUUUUUGUUUUUCUUAGGAUAAAGAUGUCAUCACUAAAACAAAAGAUGAGGAAGCCUGCAAUAUCACUGUAUGCCCGAGGAGAUGAGUGAAUUCUCUGGGACAUUUAUGCAAAUCUUUCUUAUUAUGUGUGCAGUUCCUUCGUUCGUCCUAAAAUACUGUGUGCCUCCAUCUGGCAGUAUCCAAACUUCUUUUUUUUUUUUUUUUUUUAAUUAAUACCAUCCACUUCACUGUUAUGAAGGAAAACACCAGCAUUAGCUCUCCGGUGCUGCACGGUAAGUGACCCUCUUUAUAAUUUCUCUAAAAUCUGGAAGAAUACAAAGGUCGGUCGACGAGCAGCAUCUUCUGAUGAUCAAAGAUAUUGUUACAGCCAAGAGCUCCGUUGAGGAUCACUGUUCUUCUUACACCCUUCUGCAGCAGAAGCUGAAGGACACCAUUUCCUUUCUGAAAUGUUGGGAGCAAAAAUAACUGGUCUCAUGUGCUAAGGGUAGGACGUGUUUGUGGAAGCUCUUCUCAGCCUCUGUCUUUCCCCCUGCUGCGCACUGAUGGAGAAAAUUAGGAUAAAUAGGAUAAAUACACAAUUCCCCCUCGGAGCUGCCGAGAUCUGAAAAAACGGGCACAAAGCAAGUGGAUUACGGGUGUCACAGUUAUUUUUGUGUGACAAAGAAAGAGAGAAACCACUUUCCCAGCCCAUUGUCUUCUCAGUUGGUGAUAAUGAUCGCGGUUCGAGGGAUGGACUUGUCCCUGGAAGGGAAGAAAGGAGGAGCUGCCCUUUGAUGUGUGUUAGAGGUUUGGAUGUUACCAUGCUUCCAAAUCAAGGGGCGAUAAGAGAAAAUCGCCGAAAAUUACUUCAUUCGUGCAAGAUCUUUUAGUAGCUAAAAUUUCCGGGAAUCCUAAAAUCAACCCUGGUUGUUACUUUCUCCUGCUGAUACAGUCACGAAGUUUUUCUUUUAAAACAAAUGAAGACAUCAGAGAAUUUCUAGGACUUGACCACUUGAGUAUUGUUUGACAGCAUCACUCCUUUUAGCGAACAAAAAUAAGGCGAAAACAUCUAGGAAAUUAAAGAAAAGGUGCCAAAACCAAGAGGGUUAUAACACUUUAUAAUAAUUUUUAAAGUGUAUUUUUUUACAGUAUAGUCUGAAUAUUAAAUGCUCGUGCCACAGGUAAAUAAGGCAAGCACUGUUUUAUUUUCUCCUUCAUUUUCUAAUUCUCUAAGAGAAAGGUUGGGCUGGGCUCGCAGGUAGCUGUGCACAUCCCCAGUGCAUUCCUCGCAGAAGCAGCCGAGGUGUAAAUCUGUCUUUAGGGCCAACCAUAGCUGCCUGACCCUGGGGUUUUUAUCAGGUUUCCGGCACGAAUCCUGCCUCACAGUACCCGACUGUGCUCAGUGGAUAUCCCCUUCCACCUCUAAUUUCCUGCGGUUGUUCCAGAUCUGCUGUAGAGCUCUCCCUCGUCUCGAGUUUGAUUCUGCCUCUAAUCAUCUCAUAAAUAAGCCUUGCAAAUUCCUGGGCCCCCCCUCAAAUACCUCGUCAUGAAUUAGUUCUCUUCCAUGACACGUUUUCUGAUGAUCCGUGAGACUCUUUAGAACUUUAUCUUUCACAGUUUCUUGUUGAACCUCUGGAGUCUACAUUUCAAUUAUUCUUCUAAUGGCCCAUUAAUUAGUGUGGUGAGAGCCUCAUCUUUGUAUUGCCUCCUUAGCUCCUCGUUAGCGUUUGUGUAUCGAGGAGUUUAACUUAAGGAGCUGACUGUUUCCUUGCCUUUUAUAUUAACUGGCUGCUGGCCAUAUAUCCUUAGGCAGAUACAGGACUUCAAGUUUAACACCUUUUUUUACAUAGAAAAGUUUAAAAGUCGGGCGAGGUGUGAUAUCCAUUAAGAAAAAACAACAUUAGGAUGAUGUACCCUAGAGCAGAAUCCUCAUUCUACUGUGAUGGCGACAUAUGGUGAAAUGUUUAUUUAGGGACAAUUCCUUGCCAGCUCUCAAUUCCAGGAACUUCUCUGACUCGUCACACUUUCUAAUCGCCCUGUGCUGAGUAACAAGUGGACAAGAGAAGGAAAAACUCGUCUGUGGCAGUGCAUCUUGCCGUGUGUACACAACGCAAACUAAAAGUUGUGUAUGCAGAGCUUGUGAUUGCGGUGGGGAUGUGAUACCCAGGGCAGCGGGCAGGGAUCCCAGUUCCGAGAGAGGAGAGCAUUUACACCGCACCUUUUUUCUUCUCUGCGGCACAAAGAGUGAGGAUUCAAGCCGCAAAUCCCCAGCCAGCAGCGCUGCCCCGACUGAGAGGAAAUAUUCCCCCUUCCGACGCUGGGUGGGGAUGUCGGCCGCAGACCGGCGCGUUCCUCGGUCCGCCCCGGAUUUGCAGACACAGGGAGACAAAAAAACCGUGUGAGCUGAGCUGAGCCGCUCGCAAAGGACUCAGAGCACUCGGGAGCUUCCAGAUUCCUUCACCCCAGGAUUGCUGGCCAACGCCGCUCUGCUUCGGACGCUACUAAAAAAUGCUGGGAGCCGCCGAGGACCGUGGAUGGCUUUUUUGGAGAGUGAUGGCGUGCGGGAGACGGAGCGGAGACACAAAGAGGCAAGUGAUCCUGUUUAUUCUGUGUAUUUGCGUGUGUCAGAGCGGGGCUGAAACCCUACACUACUCUCUGCCGGAGGAAAUGCAGAGGGAUUCCUUUGUCGCCAAUAUUUCAAAGGACCUGGGGGUUCCUCUGAGCCAGCUUGCAGCUCGCAAGGCCCGCGUUGUGUCCGAGGGGAACGAGCAGCUUUUCCGACUCAAUCAAAACACCGGUGUCCUGUCAGCAAAGGAAUCGCUGGACCGAGAGGAGAUCUGUCCGCAGAGCGAUACCUGCACGCUCGUCUUUAAGAUAUUCUUUGAGAAUCCAUUACAGCUUAUCCGAGGGGAGGUGGAACUUAGUGACGUAAACGACAACUCGCCCGUGUUCUCGGAGAAGAAGAUGGUUUUAAAAAUUCUAGAAACAGCAUCUCCUGGGUCCCGUUUCCCCCUAGAGAGCGCCCAGGACAAGGACGUGGGCAUUAACGGUUUGCAGAAUUACAGCCUUGAGCCCAAUCCUCAUUUCUCCCUCGCUAUUGGAACAGCAAAAGAUGGAGCAAAAUACCUGGAACUUGUCCUACAGAGCCAGCUCGAUCGGGAAGAGCAGGGAGAACUGAAUUUACUACUGACCGCCACCGACGGGGGUUCACCACCCAGGUCGGGCACGGCUCAGGUCCGCAUCGUGGUGGUGGAUGUCAAUGACAACAUUCCUAUCUUCGAAAGGGACACCUACGAGGUGCGUCUGGCCGAGAACAGCCCCCUGGAGCAGCUGGUGGUCAGAGUCUCUGCCGCGGAUCCCGAUGAAGGGUCCAACGGGGAAGUGAGUUAUGCCUUUACCCAGACAUCGGAGCGAUCCCGGCAGCUCUUCCGGCUGAACCCGACCACCGGUGAAAUACGAGUCGCGGGCAAGCUGGAUUUUGAGGAAGCAAAAUCCCACAAGAUGGUGGUGAAAGCCACCGACGGCGGGAGCCUAUCUGCGCAUUGCAAAGUGCAGGUGGAGAUCCUGGACGUGAAUGACAACGCCCCCGAGAUAGCGCUCACCUCCCUCACCGCCUCCAUUCCCGAGGACGCCCCGCCGCGCACCGUGGUGGCUCUGUUCAGUGUGCGCGACCGGGACUCCGGGGACAACGGCAGGACGGAGUGUUCCAUCGACGGGGACCUGCCCUUCAGCCUCACCCCCACUUUUGAUAAUUACUACGAACUGAGAACAAGCGCGGCUCUGGAUAGGGAAACGACGGCGGAGUAUAACAUCACCAUCACAGCCACGGACUGGGGCAGGAAGCGACUGAGUUCUCAGGAAAGCAUCUUCGUGCAGAUAUCGGAUGUGAACGACAACCCCCCAGAGUUCACCCAGGAGGUUUACACCAUGUCUGUCACGGAGAACAACAGCCCCAUGCUCCGGAUCGGCAGCAUGAAGGCCACGGACGCCGACACAGGAAAAAAUGCCCGUGUGAACUACGCGCUGGUGGAGGGCAAAGAGCAGCCCGAAAUAUCAGUCAACGCUGAAAACGGGGAUGUUUAUAUCCUCCGCCCGCUGGACUACGAGAAGGUGCGCGCUUUGGAGGUGACCGUGAGCGCAGCCGACAGCGGCUCCCCGGCGCUCAGCGCCCAGGCCGUGCUACGCGUGCUCGUGCGGGACGAGAACGACAACGCGCCCGUGCUGCUGCACCCGCCCCCCGACAGCAGCGCGGCCGGAGAGCUGGUGCCACGCUGGGCACCCUCCGGAUACCUGGUGGCCAAGGUGGUGGCGGUGGACGCGGACUCGGGGCAGAACGCGUGGCUGUCGUACGAGCUGGCCAAGGCCACGGAGCCGGCGCUGUUCCGCGUGGGGCUGCACAGCGGCGAGGUGCGCACGGCGCGGGCAGUGACAGAGAGGGACGCGGCUCGGCAGAAGCUCAUCGUGCUGGUUCGGGACCGCGGGCAGCCGCCGCGCUCGGCCACUGCCACCCUCGCCGUGGCACUGGUGGAUGGCUUCUCCGAAGCUCAUUUACGGGUGAAGGAGGAGGCACCGGCUGCAGAGCCCGACGGGCCGCUCACUCUUUAUCUGAUCGCCUCCCUUGUCUGCGUGUCUGCGCUGUUCCUCGCCACCGCGGUGGCCGCCGUGGUAGUGAGGGUGCGGCGAGCCAGGAACGAGACGGAGACUUUGCCCACGUUCCCGACGAGUGCCACGGAGAGCAACGCGGGCUCCCUGCCCCGCAGCUACGUGUACGAUGUCUGCUUCGCCGCCGGCACCGUCAACAGCGAGUUCCGCUUCCUCAGGCCCCUCUUCCCCUGCUUCCCCGCCGGGCUGCCCCCCGGCCCGGGCGAGCAGCGGAGCUCGGUGUGCUCGCAGGACGCGUCCACCCUCGGGGGCGAAGGCGGCUGGACUGGGCAGGGCAGUGCUCCCCUCCCUGAAGAUGUGGGGCCUAGAGCUGCAGAUGCAGUUUGCCCUGCUAACAGGGAGCUGGAGCUAAAUGUCAGUUCUGAGCAAAACCCUUGGCUCGCCCAUCAAUAAAAGAAGAGAAAGACAAGUUUGUCCUCACAGAGAAAAGGGAACAGAGAGACCAAACACCUUCCUAGAAGGUACCAGGGAAACGAAGCCUUCUCUGUGACAGUAAUUUCCCCUUGAGCAUUUUAUUCAUGUAGGUAUUUUGCAAUUGUGAUGUCGAUGGAGGAGGAGAACCGUGCUGCAUGUUGAUUACAUAAUAAUGUAUGAUGGUGAGAGUGCUACUUGCUUCUACAGACUUCGAGAAAUACCGAAAACUGGCAGCAGAUCUUUAACUUCUUGUUACACCGCCUUCUCUGGGGGGUUUCCUUUCGUGCUUCGCUAUUUCUUUUUAUGGAGAGAGCUUUGUAAUAUCUUAAUCUUUUGCCGUGUACUCAACACCAGGCGAAACAGAUAUUAUGCAGAAUUAAGUGGUGCUUGCAAAGGAAUUUCUUACAAGAUAAGCAGAAGCUGUUUACAUUGUGAAACUUCUGGCAUUGGCACACUUGGCAAUAUUUGACCAGGAUUUUACAGGUUCUCCUAAUUGUAAGUGGGCUUUGAGCAAUGUAGUCUUUCUUAAUUUCUUUUUUUCCAUAAAGUUGAAAUUACCGUUUCAUGAUUUUUAAAAACUAAGAUAAUUUAAAGUAUUGUUUGUGGUUUUUUCAGUAAAAUAGACGAAACCAUUCACAAUUAACUUAGGGCACUGUACAAUAUAGGGUGUCAAGAAGCUUUCUGUUAUUAUUUUCUCCGUCGGUAUUAAUCUAUAAAGUAAUGUGAUAAUUCCUGUCCUUGAACCAUUUUAAAGUGUCAAAUGAGUGAUGACAGAAAACAAUAAAAUCUACUUGGAACUCC